GGAGCGGCGGGCCGAGGGGGCGGGCGGGCGAGCCGGGAGAGACCGGGGAGUAGCCCCAGCAGUAGCAGCAGCAGCCGCAGCCGCCCCAACCGAGUCCCGAGCGGCGUGGCGGGGCCGAUGCGCAGCGCCCGCGGGGGGAGAGCCGGACGGACGGAGAGACCGGCGCGCCCCCGACGGCCCGCGCCUCCCGAGGAGCCCAGAGCAGCCGCUUGGAGGGGCGCGCCGUGGGCGUCGCAGCAGGGCUGGGCAGGAUGAGCCCCCUCGGGCUCGGCCACUAGCCCCGCCGCUCGGUGCAUGGCCCAGCCAUGGAAGUGGUGGACGAGACGGAGGCUCUGCAGCGCUUCUUCGAAGGUCAUGAUAUUAAUGGUGCUCUUGAACCAUCAAACAUUGACACCAGCAUCCUGGAAGAAUACAUUGGCAAGGAGGAUUCACCAGAUAUCUCUGACUUGGACUCCCUUCCUGAAAUCCCUUCCUCAGCUGGCUACCCUCAUGUCCAGGCUUCCAACUCUGCCAUUGCAUCUGUCUCCAGUGCUAGCCAUGUGACCAACGUUGUGUCCAGUGGUGUCCUCCAUCAUGGCCCCCCAAGUACCCAACUCCCGAUCCGGCAUGGCCUCCAUCAUGGCACUUCAAGCAGCCAAGUUCCAAUCCGACAUGGUCCACCUUUUUCCAACCCUUGUGGACCCAGCUACGGUGCUCACCUCAACUGCAAUAACAACAAUGGCAUGGUGGUACCCAAGGGAUACCUUGGAGGUCCCUGCCUGACUAGUAUUGGCCCUCCAAUCAAAUCAGAGCUCAAAGCCUCCUAUGCACCCGGCACUUUACCCGACUCUCCCCCGGAUUCUGGAUCAGAAGCAUACUCCCCCCAGCAGGUGAAUGAUCCCCACCUCCUUCGAACCAUGACUCCUGAGAAUAUGUGCCAUGUGACCCCUCCUUCCCGGCUGGAGCAUCCUCCCCCUCCUCCCCCUCCCCCUCCACCAUCCCACCUCCAGGGGCCGCCACCUCAUCCACACCAGCAGCAGCAUAGCCACCACUAUCCUACCAUGCAGCGAGACAUGUACAUGAAGGCUGAGCCUCUGAUGCCACAGUUUACUAUUGGACAGGGCAUGUCACCAGGGGAUCUCCACCAUGCCCAGCAAUCACAGAUGCUUCACCAGCUUCUGCAGCAGCAUGGAACAGACCUUCCAGUACACUCUGCCAAGAAGAGGAAGCAUUCUGGGUCUCCCCCAAGUACGCUUAAUGCCCAGAUGCUCAAUGGGAUGAUAAAGCAGGAACCAGGUACCGGGUCUGUACCACUCAACCCUGACAGAGUCCAAACACCUCCCUGGCAUCAGCAGGGAGCACUCUCACCAGGUUUGAUUCAGGACAAUGACAGUUUAAACGGCUCUUACCUAGAUCCCAACUAUCAGUCUAUAAAAUGGCAGCCACAUCAGCAAAACAAAUGGUCGACUCUUUAUGAUGCUAACUACAAAGAGCUACCAAUGGCCACGUAUCGAGUGGAUGCAGAUAAAGGCUUUAACUUCUCUGUGGGUGAUGAUGCUUUUGUGUGCCAAAAGAAGAAUCACUUCCAGGUCACAGUCUACAUCGGCAUGAUUGGGGAUGCCAAGUAUGUCAAAACUCCAGAGGGCUUGAAACCACUCGAGUGCUUCUACCUGAAACUAAAUGGUGUAAAGCUGGAGGCCUUGAACCAGUCCAUCAACAUAGAGCAGUCACAGUCCGACCGCAGCAAGCGGCCCUUUAAUCCUGUCAUGGUCAAUUUGCCUCCAGAGCAGGUUACGAAGGUCACCGUGGGGAGACUGCAUUUCAGCGAGACCACAGCCAAUAAUAUGCGGAAGAAAGGCAAGCCCAAUCCUGAUCAGAGAUACUUCAUGUUGGUUGUCGCCUUGCAAGCUCAUGCCCAGAACCAGAACUACACUCUGGCUGCUCACAUCUCCGAGCGCAUUAUUGUUAGACAACGGGCCGGUUCGGGGUUAAAACACAAACAGAGGGCAGACGGGGACCCCGGAGUCUGCAGACAAGCCUCAAACCCAGGUCAGUUUGAGAGUGACAGUGAUGUACUCUGGCAGCGUGCUCAGCUUCCUGACACUGUGUUUCAUCAUGGCCGAGUGGGUAUCAAUACAGAUCGCCCUGAUGAAGCCUUAGUCGUUCAUGGCAAUGUGAAAGUAAUGGGAUCUCUUAUGCAUCCGUCAGACAUCCGAGUAAAAGAUGACAUCCAGGAGGUGGAUACCACAGAACAGCUGAAGAGGAUCUCCCGUAUGCGACUGGUGCACUACAAUUACAAGCCAGAGUUCGCUGCCACUGCAGGCCUUGAGAACACGUCUGAGACAGGUACUGUUCAAUUCUUUUCCCUCAGCAUGUGGCUCUUAGAAACUGUUACAUUCUAUUUCUGUAUAUAUAGGAUGGGAAACAUGACCUACCGUAUCCCCAUCAGCAAGUUUACUUCUGUGAACACAAACCUUACUUUGGAAAUGAAUGCUUCCUCCUUGGUGUCUGGCUAUCUGUGUGGUCUCAUCUCCAGCAACCCAUGUCAGCACACCACAGAGGACACAGGCAGCUUCACUGAUACAACAGAUACCCAGGGAACAACGUACCGUUGGCCUGUGAUGAUGAUGCCAUUCCAGGAAUUUACUUACCACUUCCGAUUAGCCAGGCCUGGCCAGGCUAACUGCAGUACUGCUGUGCAGCAGAUGGGCUCUCUCUUCACUGACUAUUACUUCCAGUUCUACUGGCUCUGCGAGUGAGUCUUGGGUUGCACCACUUCCCUUUCCAUAGGAGCUGAAAGACCCUUUGGACCAAAUGUUCUCUUCUAGUGAACCUCAAGCCCUAUCCUGGUACAGGCCCUUCCCCUUUGGGCUCUGAGCUUUAAGGAGCACACAUUUUUACCACUAGCAAAACAUGGAAAUAUCAAGGCAUAUUUUUUUUCUUGACAUGCUACUUGCAAAGGCCUGUCAUGGGAUAUUGCCAUUCAUUCCUUUUUCUUGUUAUUACACUGGACUGGUCUAUGCCUAAAUCUCCUGGCACACUUCGAAAUGCAGCUUACUGGGAGCUGAUUUUAAUACCCAGAGAGCCACUGAAGCAGAUAUGAAUAUUUCUCAUUGUUGCUGGGAGCCCGGUUCUAAAACCACAAACACUGGAAUUCCUACUGUAAAGGAUCUGAUCCAAGUCAUACACUGGAGUUUCUGGCUAAUAGCCAGCUGCUUCUCUAUGCUGUGCAGAAUUCCUGAUGACACUGGAAUACAUGACUGCCUAGUAAUUUCAAACAGCUGCAGCAACUGGGAAGCAACAGGAUUUCCCCCUGGCUUUCUGCUUUGUGAUAUCUAUUGCAUCCUAGGGAGAACAGACCUGAAGAACCUCACAAAGGCAGUUCUGCAAAUCUCAAGCAAGCAGCUUGUUUCUACUGUGCCUUCUUUUUCAGGGUUAGAGGAACAGGAUUUCCCUCUGGCUUUCUGCUUUGCCAUAUAUAUUACAUGCCAGGGAGAACAGAUCUGAAGAACCUCACAAAAGCAAUUCUGCAAAUCUCAAGCUUGCUUCUGCUGUGCCUUCUUUUUCAGAGUUAGAGAAAGAUACUUCUAAGGAAGCUAGUUCAAAUUUACCUGAGGAAAUCAGCCUCUGGCCUUGCCACUGAUGUCAUAAAACACACUGCGUGAUCGUCCCAUACACUGGAAGCAUCAAAUAUGCAUUCAUCCCAAGCGUCUGUGACAAAGGGCACAUGGCAAAGCCUGAGCAUGGCAUGCAACUUCUUAUGCCAGAGACUGAAGAGGAAACCUCCCAGAAGAGUUUAUUUCUACACUCAAAAGAAACAGACUGAAAAUCUUUUUGAUCCACAGGGGGUCUCUGCCAGACAGCAAAUGGAAUGCUGUUUUCACCUUGGGUUGCCUUCGAAUUCCGAGUGGAUUUUGAGUCACUUACUGUUACAUAGUCUUAACUUGCUAAACCACUGAUAUAUUUUUUCCACAAAAAAAAUCAGCUCUCUUAAUUAUUGAAGUGCUUCUGUCUCAUAGGAAACCAAAGUGGGCUGGUGCUGGGCACUCGCCUGUGCCUGGACUCUGUGUCAGGUGCUAAAAGGAACUAAGACAGGUCUGAUGUAUGAGCACAACUGCCCUGAGUAUCAGACUUCUGGCCUCCAUGCAAAGAGAGAAGAGGGAGAUCUUUGAAGUCAGGCUCCAGCUCUUCAUAAAAUGUGUGAUUUAGACCUUUGGUUGAGAUCAGCUGUAGGGAGAAGGAAGGUGAAGGGACGGAGGAGGAAAGUGUAUGAAGCAAACUAGCAAGUGGCUACUACUGCUCCUAAACCAACUUAUCAAACAGAAACCGCGGACACAAAUAUUCCUGCCUUUGUUUAUAGUCUAAAAACCCAGCUUUAAACCAGAUUACAGUAGUGCAAGGGAUAAAUGUGUUAACAUUAGGGCUAAGGAAAUGGCUUUUGUUCAAAAAAUGCAGUGGUGCCUGGAUGGAGCUGUCAUUUUAUUAAUUCCAAAAGCCAUUGUUAGCCAAAGUUAUUGCUGCUUUUAGGGUAAGUGUACAUUACAAAAUUAGACUAGCUUUUCCCUCUUCCCCAAUGAGCCUGGGAGCCAUCGUUCUGUGAUGGAAAUUGGGAACCUUAAUAAAGAAUUCACAACACCCUUAGCCGUCAAAAAUUCUCCAUAUUCUUCAGGGUAGUGGGUGGGCAGGCGUGAUACUUUAAGUGGUAUAAAACAGAUAUAGUUUUGUGAUAACUGCAAUACUGGGUAGGCAUGUGUAUAAGAAAACCAGCAGCUGACACUGUGGCAUGAACAUUCUUUAAGAUAGCAGCAUUUGCCAGGGGCACUAGUGAGACAGCCUAGGUAAACACCCAAGGGAUCCCAGGAACAAGACUCCAACAGGUAAAGGUGUAAUUAGUGGAACUCACCACUAGCUGGUCAGAAAAGAUGAGCAAUCUUAUCAGGGUUUGUUAUGUAAUGUUUCAAGUCAAAGGUUUUAAACACCAUUUAAACUGGAA
Molecule: messenger RNA, 4972 nt
Organism: Sphaerodactylus townsendi
Lineage: Eukaryota; Metazoa; Chordata; Lepidosauria; Squamata; Sphaerodactylidae
Gene: MYRF
Product: myelin regulatory factor
Exons: 18
Coding region: 306-2738 (810 amino acids)
Biological process (GO): central nervous system myelin maintenance; positive regulation of DNA-templated transcription; protein autoprocessing
Cellular component (GO): nucleus; endoplasmic reticulum membrane
Molecular function (GO): DNA-binding transcription factor activity; sequence-specific DNA binding
Source: RefSeq, a predicted model, not a curated record